AAUGAGUAGUGGAAUGAACUAGGGGACUAGGGUUAUUCUAGUGUAACAUGAUUGGCUGGAGUUAGGCCUUUUAAUAUCUUUGAUUUACUAUCAAGUGCGUCAAUGUAAUCCGAUAUUAGGAUGGAGAACUCGACUCAACCUUAGUUGACUGGUAGACUGUUGUCUUUAUUAAGUUUGGAAUUUGACACUUAUAUUUGAACAAUUUUGAUGAAGUAUUUGAUAAAAAUGAGUAGAUCAUUGUUAUAAAUUAUUUAUUCACAAUUUCAGCGACAUAGUCGGUUAAAACAAAGUUAAUGACUCAUUCUCAAAUAACCUAGAAAUUUAGUGACCAUUUCGGUAAUUGACCCUAUUUUCAGCUGGAAUUUCCAUUUUGUGAGAAAAAAAAAUAAAAAAAUAUGCAAAAUUUCCUCUCCCAGUUUCCGUUAAACAACAGAUCCCUUUCGUCACACUACUGCUAUCUCACACCCACGCCACGCCACGCCACAACAAGCGCAGAGAGAAGAAGAAGAAAUACAAAUCCAACUGUUAGUCUUCUUCACGCCCAUCCUGCCCAAAUUCCACCCUUCGUCGCCAUUUCCAGCUCCUUCUGAGCUCUCCCCCGUUCGCCGUCUUUGCUUCCUGGGCAUUGCUGGCCGAACGGGAUACAGAUACUUGGAAGAAAAAUCCAAAAGGAGGGAGUUGCAGUCUCAGGAGUCCUUUCGCGGGAGGUUCGUCCUAUUCCCCGGCGGAAACCCCCAAUUCGGAAAUUGCCGGGGGGUUUCUUUCACUUUUCUCCAAUUGGUUUAACUUGGUGGGUAUUCGAGGAGCAGGAGCAUGUGGGCGAUCGUGAUGGGUUUGUCUUGAGAUUUCCCCCGUUUCUUCCUUUUUGCCUCGUUCGAUAGCGACCUUCAAUUUCUGAGCUGCGGAGGAAUUCGAUUUCUCUUGCGGGGUUUUUGAUUUAUUUUUGCAAUCAUUGGAUGGUAGUGUGUGGACUCUGUUGAAGUGCGUACCGGCACGGCAGUUCAUUUCCCACUAUUAGAUGUAGCAGCUGAAUAAUUUCCUCUCCUCCGUUUCAUUCUCUUAUGGAGUGAUGCGUUAUUGAUUGCGCUGGGAGUGGGUUUCCGUGGUGGGUUUUGGGACUUGAGGAAGAGGGUUUAAUUCGGAUUUUGAUUUUGGGGUUGGAUUUCUACUGAUCUUGGGGAGGGAGGUUUUCAGAGUGGGGAGAAUGUCUGGUGGGACGCCGAGAGGUGGAAAUGUGAGGCAGAGACUUAGCCAAGGAGGGUAUGGAUCGAGUGGUGAUGAUUUGGAGGAUGAUGCUUGCUCAAGACCACAACAGCACUUCUCUCCCACUCCUCCACGGGUCAGGUCUUGGGUAGAGAUUUUGGAGAAUUUGCUUUGGAUUGCUUCAGCCAUUUUCAUCGUUUACUAUGGUGACAGAUAUUCCAAUUUGAUAUAUCUACUGUGGCACGAUGGUAGAAUAAGAAGAGUGCCUUUGUACUUCGGGAUGGGGGGUGUUGGUUUCAAUGUACUCAUAUUUUUGUACACAAGUUUGUUCUCUUGGAGCGAUAGAAGAUUUGAUGAGAAAUGGGAAUUGUCAAGUUUAUCUGCGUUACCAUGGGUAACUGUAUUGGGCCUCAUCUCCUUCUGCUUGUUCUGCGUCGCUUUGUGGCCAAUAUGGAGUUUCUUGACAAUUCCUCUUCUGUUCACCUUGUUCAUGGCCUUCAUGAUCAUAUUUCCUUCAGUAAUAGUUGGAACGCUGAGGCAACAAGGCGAUGCAUUCCGUAUAGACUAAAGACUCUUGAGAGCAGGUGGAGAUACUCUGACAUAGAUGAAGAACUUUCUAACCCAAUGGUGGGUAGCACUUGAUGUAGGUCAAAAGAUCCAUUUUGUCUCAUGGAUGAACACGAAGUUACUGCACAGUUCUUACCUCUUGGUGUUGGUGGUGGUAGUUACAAACGGAAGCUGACCGGGUGAUUCACCCGGUCAGUUGUUAUACCCUCAUUGUCUUUGGCACAGACACUAAAAUUUCCAGGCAGCCCUCCAAUAUAAAGCACAGGAUCAGAUCGAUCAGCAAGGCGGGGUGGAGAGACUCUCAGAAGGUAUUUAGAGAUUGAUUGGUUUGAUUGGUUGUAUUGUGAUACAUUUAGUGACUGGAUUCCAUCUCGCCCCUGUUCUUGGAUUUGCUUUUUAGAAUUUGAAUGAGAAGGGGGCAGUAAAGUUCCAUUGUUAUAGUGAUCAAAUUGAGUGUUCAUAACUUUCUUUUUUCCCCUUUUUCGUUCUAAACGCGUAAAAUCCCAUCUGGGUUCAUCCUAUUCAUCAGAAAGCUGCAGCCUUUGAUGUCUCUUUGUGAUCUUGCUCUUUUCUGUGAUCCCUUCCUACUGUCGAUGAUCGUUUAAGCUCGUUUGAGAUCCAGCCUGACUUCUAUAUUUCAGCUGACUCAUAUCCAGGCAGCAAUGACAGCAGCAGAGGCUAGAAACCAAACCAGAAUGAGAUUAGAUCAUCGAACUCUCAGGAUAGAUAAACCAUGUUUGCCAUGAAGUGGACACUUCAUCAACUCCACUUGACCAAAAGGAAUGGAAGAAAAAGGCUGAGCAAAUAAAACCAUAUACAUAUGGCCAAAAAUUAGUGCAUACAUUACAAUCACCAACAAGUAUCCUCGUGGAGAAGGCUUGUGGACUAUUUCCAUUUCUCAAUGAGGAAGGUUGGAGUUCUUGCUAGUAAAGAUAUAGAAAGGUUGGUGAUCAGUUGACUGCUUCUUCAUACAUUUUUACGCGUAGGAGUUGAGGAGAAUGAUGAUGACACUUAGAUCCUGUUGGGAUACUUUUUCUUUGCACAGAAGCUAUGGCAGCCAUAGAAGUUGUUAGCUAGGGUUCAGACUGAGUUGGGAGACAGUUUUUUUUGGGUGGAUUCCCACUUUGGAAGAUCACCAUUUUGGCUUGGAUGGGAUCGCCCCCCACAUUCAACAAUAACUAUUUUGUGAGUUAUGAAUAAUUUGGUGGGAAGUGGGUGUAAUCAAAAUACGAUUAGUAUGAAAAUUCAUUGUAGAUACACGAGGGUUGGUUAGUUAUUUACUAUAUCGUGAUUCUGAAUAAAUUUCUCAACAAUUUAUUGUGUUGGUCGUCCAUUUAUAAUCACUUCGUUAAAUGAGUAUAUCCAAAUCUCUUACCGGUCAGAUCGAUUCAUGCCAAAUCAGUAUAUUACACCACAUACCAUGUAUACUUGAAAUUUCUUUCUUGUUGUCGAUUUGGCUCAUAUCAUCCUCUUCCCCUCUCAUUUACUAUUGAGAUAUGUCACAUCGUGAAGGCGUAAGUCGUCAAAUUUUAAAAAGAAAUUUGAAUAUCAUAAACUCAACACGGAUGAACGACUUGAGAUAUAAAUAAAUAAUUUAAAAUUCAUAUUACGAAGUGUUUGUUAUAAUGUCAUACUACAACAUAUAAUAAAAUAACUUAUUUUGGUUUGUUGAUGAAUGUUACACAUUGAUAAGAACCCUUCAACCCAACAUAAUAAUAAUUAUGAUAUAAUACAUUACACCUUCACUAUCAUUUAUAGCUCAUAUUCCCUUAUGAUUUCCUCAUUCAAAGGGCAAGAAAAGUAAAACCCACAACCUCAUCAUUCACACUUCUGUGGCCUCCUCCAAUAUUAGUUCUCUCAAUUAAUAUGCGAGCUUGCAUUGAAUCCCACUUAUAAUCAAAGAUGAAGAAAAAAUGCAAAAUGUUUUAAAUGCCUGAAAGUGAUUAUUAUGGUUAGUAAAGUAUAUAUCAUACU
Molecule: messenger RNA, 3744 nt
Organism: Linum trigynum
Lineage: Eukaryota; Viridiplantae; Streptophyta; Magnoliopsida; Malpighiales; Linaceae
Source: the annotation of a GenBank genome assembly